Messenger RNA from Olea europaea var. sylvestris, 1262 nucleotides. RefSeq names its product probable strigolactone esterase DAD2. The record is from RefSeq and is a predicted model, not a curated record. The transcript is spliced from 2 exons. NCBI's taxonomy places the organism in Eukaryota, Viridiplantae, Streptophyta, Magnoliopsida, Lamiales, Oleaceae. The coding region runs from base 125 to 925 and encodes 266 amino acids.
UAUAUGUGAAAAAUAUCCACUCACACAAAACAAAAUUCAUACAAACAUUUCCGCUCUCUAAAGUCUUUACCGAAACCCACCAAAUCUUUUCCCUCAUAUUCAUCAUUUUCAAAUCUAGAAGAUUAUGGGCCAGAGUCUAUUAGAAGCCUUGAACGUGCAAGUGGAGGGCUCUGGCAAGAAAAUCCUUGUCCUAGCUCAUGGCUUCGGCACGGAUCAGUCCGCAUGGAAGCACAUUCUACCAUUUUUCUUGCGUGAUUAUCGGGUUGUCCUCUAUGACCUUGUGUGUGCGGGCAGUGUUAACCCUGAUAGCUUCAAUUUUCGUCGUUACACCACUCUCGAUGCCUAUGUUGAUGACCUUCUGCAUAUCCUCGAUGCUCUUGGUGUCGAGCGCUGUGCUUAUGUUGGUCACUCUGUCUCUGCCAUGAUCGGAAUUUUGGCCUCUAUUCGGCGACCAGAGCUCUUCACCAAACUCAUCCUCAUAGGUGCUUCUCCGAGAUUCUUGAAUGAUAGAGACUACCAUGGUGGCAUCGAAGAAGGAGAAAUUGAGAGUGUGUUCUCGGCGAUGGAGGCAAAUUAUGACGCAUGGGUAAAUGGGUUCGCUCCGCUAGCGGUGGGAGCCGACGUGCCGGCGGCAGUGAGGGAAUUUAGUCGGACGUUAUUUAACAUGAGGCCAGACAUAACACUUUAUGUAUCAAGAGUUGUUUUUAAUAGUGAUUUAAGGGGUGUAUUAGGCCUAGUCAAGGUGCCAUGUUCCAUAAUUCAAACAGCUAGGGAUGUGUCGGUGCCUAUGUCAGUUGCGACUUAUCUGAAGAACCACCUCGGAGGGCGGAGCACGGUGCAUAUUUUGGAUGUUGAGGGCCAUUUGCCCCACCUUAGUGCCCCUAAUUUAUUGGCGGAAGAGAUCCGGCUAGCUUUAUCCAGGUGAAGAAGUGUGUCUAUAUCAUGUGUUUGAGACGAGAAAUGGCCCAGUACGUGUGGUACUGCUAAAGUUAUGUGGGUCAAUCAGAACCGUUGAAACACAUGGGAAUAAGAUAGGGCAGAUGUUGACACGUUGCCAAUAAAUUGUGGACGAGAGUCUAAUGCGAUUAUUAGGUAUCUCUUUUAGAAGAGGAUAAGAAUUUGCCUGACUUUUUCCCAUUUUCGUUUGGUUUUGUUUCGUUUGUCAAAUCUCUUUUGCUUUUACUCUUUUUGGAUUUCUCUUUGUUUUCUUCUAAGCAUGUAAUAUCUUAUGUGCUUUAUAAAAGAAUGGAAAUGGUGCCCCU